Messenger RNA from Puma concolor (puma), 7032 nucleotides. Lineage: Eukaryota; Metazoa; Chordata; Mammalia; Carnivora; Felidae. The record is from RefSeq and is a predicted model, not a curated record.
AUGACUGUGCAGGUCUUGAUCGUGAGCUCGCAGUGCUGUGACUUUCUGGCUCUUCCUUCUUCAAUGAUUAUAGUAGCAGUUUAUUGUCCUGUGAUAGCUGCUGUUUUCAUUGUUCUGAAGAUGGUCAACUAUCGACUCCACAGAGCACUUGAUGCCGGAGAAGUUAUAGAUAGGAGUGCGAAUGAGUUCCCAGAUCAGCGAGCCAAAGCUGAGCAAGGCAACUGUUCAACCAGGAGAAAAGACAGUAAUGGACCGAGCGAUCCUGGUGGAGGGAUUGAAAUGUCUGAGUUCAUUCGAGAGGCCACACCCCCAGUUGGUUGCAGUUCAAGAAAUUCUUAUGCUGGCCUAGAUCCAAGUAACCAGAUUGGAUCUGGUUCCUCUCGUCUUGGAACAGCAGCAACUAUUAAAGGAGACACAGACACCGCUAAGACUUCUGAUGAUAUUAGUUUAAGUCUGGGCCAGAGCUCUAGUCUUUGUAAGGAAGGAAGUGAAGAACAAGAUUUGGCAACUGAUCGGAAGCUCUUCCGUCUGGUCUCCAAUGAUUCCUUCAUCUCCAUUCAGCCUUCCUUAUCCUCCUGUGGACAGGACUUACCAAGGGACUUUAGUGACAAAGUGAGCUUGCCGAGUCAUGGCCACCACCACCACAUCGAUCAGUCUCUGUCCAACACCUGUGACACAGAAGUGGCUUCUCUCGUCCCUUUACAUUCACACUCUUACAGGAAAGAUCACCGGCCACGAGGGGUACCACGGACUUCUAGCUCUGCUGUGGCUUUUCCAGACACUUCACUGAACGACUUCCCUCUCUAUCAGCAAAGACGGGGGUUAGAUCCGGUUAGCGAGUUAGAAUCUUCCAAGCCUCAUUCUGGAUCCAAAGAAUCCUUGGUGGAAAAUGCUUGUUUAUCUGGGGAAUUUCAGCUCGUUGGUGAGCUGAAAAACAGUAAUUCUCAGCCACCUACAAAAAGUGGGAGGAGCAAACCUUUGAAAGCAGACAAAAGCGUGGACAGCCUGAGGAGCCUGAGCACGCGGAGCAGUGGGUCGACAGAGAGCUACUGCAGUGGAACGGACCGUGACACCAACAGUACCGUCAGCAGCUACAAAAGUGAGCAGACCAGCUCGACUCAUAUAGAGAGCAUCUUGUCGGAGCAUGAGGAGUCCCCUCAAGUAGGAAAGAAAAGCGGUAGGAAGAAAGAGGAGUGCUGUGCUGACCCAGAGGACCAGAGUAGCUGUACCAGUGACAAAAGGACUAACAGUGAGAAGACUGCCUUGGAAGUGAGUACAAACAGUGGGGUUCAAGAGGCCAAGGAUCCCAGUGAUGAUAUGCACAAUCAGAAAGGUCUCAGCACCUCUGCAUCUGAAGAAGCCAACAAGAAUCCCCACGCAAACGAAUUUACUUCCCAGGGGGACAGACCGCUUGGGAAAACCGCUGACCCCAAAGACGAGCAGAGUGAAAAGUCAGCUGUCUCAGCGGACUCAAAAGUUGGUAAAGACGGUGGUGGAAAGCAAAAGGAAGGGGAUGUACGACCUAAAUCCUCUAGCUUGAUCCACCGGACAGCCUCUGCCCAUAAGUCAGGCCGGAGACGGACAGGAAAAAAACGGGCCAGCAGUUUUGAUUCAAGUCGGCAUAGGGACUAUGUGUCCUUCCGAGGUGUUGCUGGCACAAAGCCACAUAGUGCUAUAUUCUGUCACGAUGAGGACUCUAGCGACCAAAGUGACUUGAGCAGAGCAUCAAGUGUGCAGUCUGCUCACCAGGUCAGCAGCGAUAGCUCUUCCAGCACCACUUCUCAUUCAUGUCAGUCUCCGGAGGGCAGAUGCAGUGCUCUAAAGACCAAACACGUCCCGAAAGAAAGGGGCACUGACUCCGAGCACACACACAAAGCCCAUCCGGGUCCCGAAGGAACUUGCAAAAAGCGGACGACACGUCGGACUUCCAGCACAAAUAGUGCCAAGACGCGGGCCCGAGUGUUGAGCCUGGACAGUGGCACAGUAGCGUGUUUGAAUGACUCCAAUAGGCUGAUGGCACCCGAAAGUAUAAAACCCUUAACCACUUCAAAAUCUGAUCUCGAGGCCAAAGAGGGAGAGGUGCUAGAUGAGCUAUCGUUAUUGGGCCGGGCUUCCCAGUUAGAGACGGUCACUCGGUCUAGGAAUAGCUUGCCAAGCCAGGUUGCGUUUCCUGAAGGCGAAGAGCAAGAUGCGGGCAGUGGAGCAGCACAGGCCAGCGAGGAGGCAGUGUCAUUUCGCCGUGAACGCAGCACAUUUAGGCGCCAGGCAGUACGGCGCCGGCACAAUGCAGGGAGUAACCCUACCCCUCCUACAUUGCUCAUCGGAUCACCCCUCAGCCUUCAAGAUGGUCAGCAAGGCCAGCAGUCCACAGCCCAGGUCAAAGUCCAGUCCCGCCCCCCUUCCCAGGCUGCAGUGCUCAGUGCUAGUGCCUCCUUGCUGGUGAGAAAUGGGAGUGUCCACUUAGAAGCAUCACAUGACAAUGCAUCUGCUGUAGGCGGCAGCAGUUUGCACGAUGAACUUGGUAAGUUCUCUUCUACGCUUUAUGAGACUGGUGGCUGUGAUAUGUCACUUGUGAAUUUUGAACCGGCAGCAAGAAGAGCAUCUAAUAUCUGUGACACGGAUUCUCAUGUAUCCAGUUCUACCUCAGUUCGAUUUUAUCCACAUGAUGUGCUCUCUCUUCCACAGAUUCGGUUGAACAGACUAUUGACGAUCGAUACAGAUUUGUUGGAGCAGCAAGACAUUGACCUCAGCCCUGACUUGGCAGCGACUUAUGGUCCAACCGAAGAAGCUGCUCAAAAGGUUAAACACUAUUACCGCUUUUGGAUCUUACCCCAGCUGUGGAUCGGCAUUAACUUUGACAGACUCACACUUUUGGCCCUGUUUGAUAGAAAUCGUGAGAUUCUGGAAAAUGUGUUAGCUGUCAUCCUGGCUAUUCUUGUGGCUUUUUUGGGAUCUGUUCUUCUCAUACAAGGCUUCUUCAGAGAUAUCUGGGUCUUCCAGUUCUGCCUAGUGAUAGCCAGCUGUCAAUACUCGCUACUUAAGAGUGUUCAACCAGAUUCGUCUUCUCCCAGACAUGGCCAUAAUCGAAUCAUUGCCUACAGUAGACCAGUUUAUUUCUGUUUGUGUUGUGGUCUUAUUUGGCUCUUGGAUUAUGGUAGCAGAAACCUUACUACAACCAAGUUCAAAUUAUAUGGAAUAACUUUCACUAAUCCACUGGUGCUGAUAUCAGCCAGGGAUUUAGUUAUAGUGUUUACACUCUGUUUCCCAAUAGUGUUUUUCAUUGGUCUCCUGCCUCAGGUGAAUACGUUUGUUAUGUACCUUUGUGAACAAUUGGAUAUUCAUAUCUUUGGUGGUAAUGCCACUACAAGCUUGCUUGCAGCCCUUUACAGUUUUAUCUGUAGCAUUGUGGCGGUAGCCUUACUGUAUGGAUUGUGUUAUGGGGCUUUAAAGAAUGCUGUUAGUGAGCGUUUACAAUCUGACCUAGUAGUAUGCAUUGUAAUUGGUGUGCUGUAUUUUGCUAUUCAUGUAAGCACGGUGUUCACAGUGUUGCAGCCUGCUCUCAAGUAUGUGUUAUAUGCAUUGGUCGGCUUUGUAGGUUUUGUAACCCAUUAUGUGCUGCCUCAAGUUAGAAAACAGCUACCAUGGCACUGUUUUUCUCACCCUCUGCUGAAGACAGUGGAGUAUAAUCAAUACGAAGUUCGGAAUGCAGCCACUAUGAUGUGGUUUGAGAAACUUCAUGUGUGGCUUCUUUUUGUGGAGAAGAAUAUCAUCUACCCAUUGAUUGUUCUUAAUGAACUUAGUAGCAGUGCAGAGACCAUUGCUAGUCCAAAAAAACUGGAUACAGAAUUAGGUGCUUUAAUGAUCACCAUUGCUGGUCUGAAGUUGCUACGAUCCUCUUUCAGCAGCCCUACAUAUCAGUAUGUCACAGUCCUCUUCACUGUGCUCUUUUUCAAAAUCGACUAUGAAGCGUUUUCAGAGACCAUGUUGUUGGAUCUCUUCUUCAUGUCUAUACUCUUCAACAAGCUUUGGGAACUCCUUUAUAAAUUGCAGUUUGUGUACACUUACAUUGCCCCAUGGCAAAUUACAUGGGGUUCUGCUUUCCAUGCUUUUGCUCAGCCCUUUGCAGUACCCCAUUCAGCCAUGUUGUUUGUUCAGGCUGCUGUAUCGGCCUUUUUUUCUACUCCACUAAAUCCCUUUCUAGGAAGUGCAAUAUUCAUCACUUCGUAUGUUCGACCUGUCAAAUUCUGGGAGAGAGACUAUAACACAAAACGAGUGGAUCAUUCGAAUACCAGAUUGGCUUCCCAGCUUGAUAGAAAUCCAGGAUCAGAUGACAACAAUCUGAAUUCCAUCUUUUAUGAACAUUUAACCAGAUCCCUACAACACAGUCUCUGUGGUGAUUUGCUCCUAGGACGGUGGGGAAACUACAGUACGGGGGACUGUUUCAUUCUUGCCUCUGACUACCUCAAUGCAUUAGUACACCUUAUAGAGAUAGGCAACGGGCUAGUCACUUUCCAGCUGCGGGGACUUGAAUUCAGAGGUACUUACUGUCAACAACGGGAAGUAGAGGCCAUUACUGAAGGCGUUGAAGAAGAUGAAGGAUUUUGCUGUUGUGAACCUGGUCAUAUUCCUCAUGUGCUUUCAUUUAAUGCUGCAUUUAGCCAGCGCUGGCUAGCUUGGGAAGUGAUAGUCACUAAGUAUAUUCUGGAGGGGUAUAGCAUCACUGACAAUAGUGCUGCUUCUAUGCUUCAAGUCUUUGAUCUUCGGAAAGUACUCACCACUUACUAUGUCAAGGGUAUCAUUUAUUAUGUUACAACUUCUUCUAAGCUAGAGGAGUGGCUAGCUAAUGAGACAAUGCAGGAGGGACUGCGUUUGUGUGCAGAUCGAAAUUAUGUUGAUGUAGACCCAACAUUUAAUCCAAACAUUGAUGAAGACUAUGACCAUCGACUAGCUGGCAUAUCCAGGGAGAGUUUCUGUGUGAUUUACCUCAACUGGAUAGAGUAUUGCUCUUCCCGAAGAGCAAAGCCACUGGAUGUAGACAAAGAUUCAUCCCUGGUGACUCUUUGUUAUGGACUUUGUGUUCUGGGACGGAGAGCUUUGGGGACUGCAUCCCACCAUAUGUCCAGUAAUUUAGAGUCAUUCCUCUAUGGACUGCAUGCCCUAUUUAAGGGAGAUUUCCGUAUUUCUUCAAUUCGAGAUGAAUGGAUCUUUGCUGACAUGGAAUUACUAAGGAAAGUAGUAGUCCCGGGGAUCCGCAUGUCCAUUAAACUUCAUCAGGAUCAUUUCACUUCUCCAGAUGAGUAUGAUGACCCUACUGUGCUCUAUGAAGCCAUUGUGUCUCAUGAAAAGAACCUCGUAAUAGCUCAUGAAGGGGACCCUGCGUGGCGGAGCGCGGUUCUUGCCAAUUCUCCCUCCCUGCUUGCUCUGCGGCAUGUCAUGGAUGAUGGCACCAAUGAAUAUAAGAUCAUAAUGCUGAAUAGACGAUACCUGAGCUUCAGAGUCAUUAAGGUUAAUAAGGAAUGUGUCCGAGGUCUUUGGGCAGGACAACAGCAAGAGCUUGUGUUUCUACGUAACCGUAAUCCAGAGAGAGGGAGCAUCCAGAAUGCAAAACAAGCUCUGAGAAACAUGAUAAACUCAUCUUGUGAUCAACCUAUUGGCUACCCAAUCUUUGUCUCCCCCCUGACAACUUCUUACUCUGACAGCCACGAACAGCUUAAAGAAAUCCUUGGGGGACCUAUCAGCUUGGGCAAUAUCAGAAACUUCAUAGUGUCAACCUGGCACAGGUUAAGGAAAGGGUGUGGGGCUGGCUGUAACAGUGGUGGCAAUAUUGAAGAUUCCGACACUGGAGGUGGAAUUUCCUGCACUAGUAACAAUGCAACAAGUGCCAGUGACCCCCAUAGCAAUGUGUCCCAGGGAAGCACUGCAAAUCCAGGGCAAGGGUCGGGAGCAGGACCCCAUCCACCUGUCACGUCUUAUCCUCCAACACUAGGCACUAGCCACAGCUCCCACUCUGUCCAGUCAAGCCUGGUCAGACAGUCCCCUGCUCGGGCCUCAGUGGCCAGCCAGUCGUCUUACUGCUACAGCAGCCGGCACUCGUCUCUCCGGAUGUCCACCACGGGGUUCGUGCCCUGUCGGCGCUCGUCCACCAGUCAGAUAUCGCUCCGGAACUUGCCGUCCUCCAUCCAGUCCCGCCUCUCCAUGGUGAACCAGAUGGAGCCCUCCGGUCAGAGCGGCGUGGGCUGUGUGCAGCAUGGCCUCCCCUCUUCCAGCAGCUCCAGCCAGAGCAUCCCGGCCUGCAAACAUCACACUCUCGUGGGCUUUCUUGGGACAGAGGGAGGUCAGAGCAGUGCCGCCGACGCCCAGCCGGGCAACCCCUUAAGUCCUGCCAAUAAUUCACACGCCAAAAGGGGGGAAGUGAUUUACAGAGUCCAAAUCGUGGAUCCCAGUCAAGUUCUGGAUGGGAUCAACCUAUCAAAAAGGAAAGAGCUGCAGUGGCCUGAUGAGGGUGUCCGGUUAAAAGCUGGGAGAAACAGCUGGAAAGACUGGAGUCCUCAGGAGGGCAUGGAAGGCCAUGUGAUUCACCGAUGGGUGCCUUGCAGCAGAGAUCCAGACGUUGGAAAAAGAGAGGAGAGCGCAGAAGACGCCUGCAGGUUUUCCUCUGCUCCUGUGUGGGAGAUACUUGGAUGUAGAGUGGGCUCGGCCAAGCGCCUCUCCUUCGCCCUUCACCCUGACUCCUAUGUCACCUGGGGCUGUAAGGCUGGUGCUUCUCACGGGACCACAGAGGAACACUGUGGUCUGCAGGCCAUCAGCCUUUCAGGGGAGAGCAAGUUCUGCAGGCCAAACAGCAAACUGCCUUGUUGCACCUUGACAGUCUGGACAGGUGACAGUGACGAGUUGAACGUGCUGGCGCAAAGGAAGCCCACCAUCUGGUGGUCUUCUAACAGCUCCAAAAUGAUCAUUCUGGGCCUGGGCGGUUGGGACGACAGCACAGUCCACACAUCAGUGCUCUGCGUGUGCUGGAUGGGGACCGUGUAG